Messenger RNA from Trifolium pratense (red clover), 1568 nucleotides. RefSeq lists its product as uncharacterized. NCBI's taxonomy places the organism in Eukaryota, Viridiplantae, Streptophyta, Magnoliopsida, Fabales, Fabaceae. The transcript has a single exon. The record is from RefSeq and is a predicted model, not a curated record. Bases 78 to 1454 code for a protein of 458 amino acids.
AUUUUCUAUAUCUUUUUUCUUUUUGACAAACAUUCUCUAUAUCUUCUUUUAUAUAUGAGUGAGUUUAAUGUAUAUGCAUGUGUUCAUCAAGCCUCAACAAAUUUAUGGGUGUUGUUCGAAUCCUCUCUUCUGAUACAAUCAAGGCAACAAAAUCAAAUAAUCAUACAAUUGAUUUGACUCCAUGGGAUCUUCAGUUUCUAACUGCUUCACCCAACAAAAAGGGUCUUCUUUAUCAUCAUCAUCAUCAUCAUCAUCAUCAGAUAGUAGCAAACCAAAUCCAACGGCUAAGACACUCUUUAUCAUCUUCUCUUUCCUUUUUUCAACCUUUAGCAGGUUGUCUUGAAAUAACGGAACACGAAGAUAGUGUUGCUUCGUGUUCCAUAAAGUGCAACAAUGCAGGUGUACUCUUUAUCCAUGCAGCAGCAGAAAAUACUUCUGUUGCUGACAUUCUUAGACCUACUUAUGUUCCUUCGAUUGUCAAUUCAUUUUUUGCUUUUAACGGAGUUAGAAACUACGAAGGCACGUCACAACCAUUGUUGGCAGUGCAAGUCACAGAGCUAGUUGACGGCAUCUUCAUUGGUUGUACAUUCAACCAUGUGGCAGUUGACGGAAAUUCCAUGUGGCAUUUUAUCAAUUCAUGGGCCAAAAUCUCACGCGGUUCUUGUGAUCAAAUAUCCAAACCUCCAAUACUUGAGCAUUGGUUUCCAAAUGGCAUUCAACGUCCCAUACAAUUUCCUUUCACUAUGGAGCCACAAAAUAAUUCCUCUGAUACGCUGAGUCUUUCAUCAUCUGAUGAAGAAGAACUCUGUAUAUCAGAGAGGUUAUUCCAUUUCAAAAAGGAGAAAAUCGUGCAACUAAGAUCGAAAGUCAAUGCAGAGAUUGGUAGUAGUACCAAUAAAAUAUCUUCUCUACAAGCGCUUUUAACUCACCUUUGGUGUUCUGUGAUCCGUUCCAAACAACUUAACCCACAAGAAGAAGUCCAUCUUAUGUUCAUGAUAGGAGUUAGACCAAGAUUUGUUCCACCAUUGCUAGAAGAUUAUUUUGGAAAUGCAAUUAUAGGUUGUGGGAUUAAAAUGAAAGUUGGGGAGUUAUUGAAGGAAGGUGGACAAUGUAAAGGUGCUUUGGAGAUGAACAAGUUAAUUGCUACACACUCUAAUGAGAUGUUGAAGAAUCACUAUGAAUCUUGGUUGAAACAUCCAAGUUUCGUUAAGCUUGCCGGCAUGACAAAUAAUAAUUUCUUGGCCAUUGGCCAUUCACCUUGGUUUGAUGUUUAUGGUAAUGAUUUUGGAUGGGGAAAGCCAGUUGCAGUUCAUAAUGGAAAUAAAAUAAAUGGAUUAGUUAAUGUGUUUGCUGGAAUAGAAGAAGGUAGUAUUGAUCUUAGAGUGUGUCUUCCGUAUAAGAAUUUGGAAACAAUGGGAAAUGACCCUCAAUUUAUGGCUAUUGUUUCCAACUAAUGUAGUAUCAAAGUUUGUAAUGUAUGUUUUGUACCAUAUCGGUUCAAUCUGUAUUUUGUGUAAAAACCUAUGAAUCUUGGUUUUGUUUUCUCUUUAACUAUGGUAAGAAGGUUU